UACUCGAUCAAUUCGAGGGGUUUGUCUUCAUUCUUCAAUAUGGCUCUCUCCAAACUGCUAGUUUUUGUUCCAAUUAUCUUCCUAAUUCUGAUGGGAAUGAUGACCGAGGCGGCAACUCCUCCGGGAAUUGCGAAGAAUCCUAGCAAUGCAAGGUGUUUGAUAAAGAAGUACAAGCAUUGUUACAAUUUGGUGCAUGUGUGCCCCAAGUUUUGUCCCGAUAAGUGCACAGUUGAGUGUGUGUCAUGUAAACCCAUCUGUUCUGGGGGCACAACAUCUCCCACUACACCUUCACCAACACCUACACCUACGCCACCAACUCCUACUCCAUCACCUCCCAAAUAUUACCCUUCUCCUCCUCCUAAAACUCCGACACCACCAACCCCAACCCCAACACCGCCAACUCCAACUCCAUCACCUCCCAAAUAUUAUCCUCCUCCUCCUAAAACGCCCACACCGCCUACUCCAACCCCAACACCGCCAACUCCAUCACCUCCAACUCCAACUCCCACACCACCAACCCCGACCCCAACACCUCCAACUCCCACACCGCCAACCCCAACGCCUACUCCCUCAUCGCCAACCCCUACUCCUUCACCUCCAUCAACUCCUACUCCACCAAAGAAAGGAAAGUGCAAGAACAAGAACUACCCCCAGUGCUACAACAUUGAACAUGCAUGCCCUAGCUCCUGCCCUGGUGGAUGUGAGGUGGAUUGUGUCACUUGCAAGCCAGUCUGUAAGUGUGAUCAACCCGGAGCAGUGUGCCAAGACCCUCGUUUCAUAGGCGGUGACGGCAUUACCUUUUACUUCCACGGCAAGAAAAACCACAAUUUCUGCCUCUUAUCCGACUCCAACCUUCACAUCAAUGCCCACUUCAUCGGCAAGCGAAAUGCCAACAUGAAACGCGACUUCACAUGGGUCCAAUCCAUCGCCAUCCUCUUUGGAAAACACCAACUCUUCAUCGGCGCCCAAAAAACUGCUACAUGGGAUGACUCCGUUGACCGCCUUGCCCUCUCCUUCGACGGCGUGCCAAUCACCCUCCGGGAAUCCGAAGGCGCUAGGUGGCAAUCCGAGAGCUUCCCACAUGUCUCAUUCGUAAGGGUGGGUGACACCAACAAUGUGAUGGUUGAAGUUGAAGGCAAGUUUAGGAUCACAGCCAAGGUUGUGCCUAUAACUGAAGAAGACUCUAGAGUUCACAACUAUGGUGUGACAAAAGAUGAUGCGUUGGCUCAUCUUGAUCUUGGGUUUAAGUUCUUCUCUUUGAGCAACCGAGUUAAUGGUGUGUUGGGUCAGACUUACAGACCCGAUUACGUGAGCCGGGUCAAGAUUGGAGCCAACAUGCCUGUGAUGAGUGGUGACAGGGAGUUCCAAACUUCAGGACUUUUCGCUGCGGAUUGCUCCAUUGCUAGGUUUAAUGGUGCUAGCGACUCUGAGAAUGAAGGGUCUGUUGAGGGUUUGGAGUUUCCAAGCUUGAACUGUGCUAGUGGGAUUGAUGGUCGAGGAGUUGUGUGCAAGAGAUAGACGAGACAUCGUUCGAUCUGCAUUUCUUGAGAGACAAUAAGUAUACAAGUUUCAUUCAUAGAAACAAAUAAUUUGUAAUUGGAGGGUCAGCAAAAAGGUGUACCCUCCAGUUGAGUGUUGGUCAAUUUAAUUUAGGGUUAUUAUCACAAAUGGUAC
Rosa rugosa (rugosa rose) is the source of this 1674-nucleotide messenger RNA. RefSeq lists its product as uncharacterized. Bases 40 to 1518 code for a protein of 492 amino acids. The record is from RefSeq and is a predicted model, not a curated record. NCBI's taxonomy places the organism in Eukaryota, Viridiplantae, Streptophyta, Magnoliopsida, Rosales, Rosaceae. The transcript has 2 exons.